Messenger RNA from Gigantopelta aegis, 1707 nucleotides. RefSeq names its product deleted in malignant brain tumors 1 protein-like. Bases 27 to 1691 code for a protein of 554 amino acids. Gene Ontology annotation, cellular component: membrane. The record is from RefSeq and is a predicted model, not a curated record. Lineage: Eukaryota; Metazoa; Mollusca; Gastropoda; Neomphalida; Peltospiridae. The transcript is spliced from 10 exons. Gene Ontology annotation, molecular function: calcium ion binding.
CGUAUCAGUGUCGUUGUAGUUGUGACAUGAUGUUUAACCUCCACGCAAUUAGCGUGUGGACGUGGUUGGUCUACAGCGUGCUGUGUCAGAAGGACGGUGACGUCAGACUGACAGGUGGUCACAGCCCAUGGACUGGUAAACUGGAAAUAUACCACGCUCACAGAUGGGGAGAUGUUUGUGACGACGACUUCGGUGUCGAGGAAGCGACUAUCGUGUGUCGCCAGCUCGGUUUCCUGACAAACGAACCAAAGUUCCACUGCUGUCGGCCUGGUAACGAGAAAAUAUGGCUUGACGACCUGGCGUGUGUGGGGACGGAGAGCUCGCUAGCGUUGUGUAGCAACCCGGGCUGGGGCGUGGAGAACUGUGGAGACAGCGAGUCCGUGUCAGUGACGUGUUUAGUUGAUCCCUGCAUCAACGUGACGUGUCAAAAUGGCGGUUCAUGUGUUGUGACUGGCGAACAUUUUCGGUGUGCCUGUACCAGCGGGUACACCGGUACUUUAUGUGAAAAUGACGCGGACGAGUGCGCCACAUUGAAUGGAGGAUGCAGUCACAUCUGUACGAAUUUGAUUGGCUCAUACGCCUGUUCGUGUCCCGAUGCCGAACUCACACUAAGUAGUGAUAACUUUACCUGUUAUGCACCUGGUGUAGAUGUUCACUGCGAAAACAACAACAUACAUGUGGAAUUUCACAAGAAGAGCUUCCCUGGGCUUCACGCAACAUACAUCACACUGAAGGAAGCGCCGUGUAUCGCCCGCGACAACGGCACACACAUCAUCGUUGAUGUUCCUCUUAAGGGAUGUGGAACCGAAGUUCAGGAAAUGGGGAAAAGUUUUUGGUACCAGAACGUAAUAUCAGGCCGGCAAAUGGUCCUCAAUGGAUUAGUGACCCGCGUUCGAGACCUCAAUGUCACUGUUCGGUGUCACUAUGGCAACACUAUCCUUGCGGAGAAUUUCUACCUCGUCAACACCGGAGAGUUGCAUUUCACAGACCACGGCCAGGGUACAUACCAAGUUAGCAUGGAUCUGAUCCACGAUGGGAAAACGUACCAAUCAUCGGGCUCCAUCCCUCUGAAGGUGGCGCCGGGAGAGAAGCUGUCAGUCAAGCUGUCACUCAACAGCAACGACUCUCAUCUACAGGUGUUUGCCAGAAACUGUAAAGCCACGCCCACUCUGCACGACGAAGGAACACAGUAUCUUAUUCUCGACAAUGGCUGUGCACACGACACAACGCUAACCAUCAACAACGUAACCAACACAACACAGGAGACGCUGUCUCUGGAGACGUUUAAAUUCCUGGGCAACGAGUCGAGGGUUUACCUUCACUGCGAGGUUCUCGUCUGCAACGCCUCGGACCCAACCUCCAGAUGCCGCCAAGGAUGCCUGGGUUCCGGACGACGCAAGCGAGACGAAUCUCAGUCUACUUAUUUGUCAAAAGACGACCUUUCUGCCGGACCAGUGGAGAUGGUAGAAGCUGCCAGUCACAAAUCACCUAGGACGGUGAAACCUACAAACUCGGAAGAGGACAAUGACAUUGGCAGAAGAAUCAUGAUAGCUGGUUUGGCUUUACUUGGUGUUGCCCUCAUCAUGGCAACACUUGCCAUAACCAUUAUUGCCAGAAAUAAAAAGGAAGAAGAUGGAGAAGCAGCAGCAGCAGAAAAAGAGGAAUUAAAUAAAGAAGAACUAACUAAAUAAAUAUUUUGCAAAUAAA